CCCAAAACUGCUCCAGAUCAUCACCGUCGUGCGAACGUUCUUUCAACGGCGACUGGCACUAGAGUACACACACAGGCACCCAACUGGAAAGAGUAGGACGACAGGCUGAAACCGUAGCCGCCCGCUCUUCGCAAUCGUAGCAGCAGUCUCGGAGAGUUACAGGAGAGCGUGAGAGCUGGGAAAUAGCGUAGGAUAGAAUCCAUCGCUACCAAGUUCGUGGAAAGGGCUGCCGUGGGGAUGGAGCUUGACGAUGUAUUGACGAACCAGCCAGUCGUCAUUGACAAUGGAUCUGGAAUCAUAAAAGCCGGGUUCGCUGGCGAUGACCAGCCGAAAGCCUUCUUCCCAUCGUUCGUAGGCCGGCCGAAACAUCUUCGAGUGAUGGCCGGAGCAGUCGAAGGCGAUACAUUCAUAGGAAAGAAGGCGCAAGAGCUUCGCGGUCUGCUGCGAAUAAAGUACCCCAUGGCACAUGGGGUGGUGACGGAUUGGGACGACAUGGAACGGAUAUGGGGAUUUGUUUACGAGGAGGAACUGCGGAUUCUAAGUGAGGAGCACCCAGUCCUCCUCACAGAAGCCCCAAUCAACCCCCGGUCAAAUCGAGACACUGCCGCCCAAAUCCUCUUCGAAACCUUCAACGUCCCCGCCCUUUACAUGUCCAUCCAAGCCGUACUCGCCCUUUACGCAUCCGGACGAACCACCGGCGUUGUCCUGGAUAUCGGUGACGGAGUAACCCAUGCCGUACCCGUAUACGAAGGCUUCACCAUGCCCCACGGCGUCCGUCGCAUCGAUCUCGCCGGCCGCGACGUAACAGAGCACCUAUCCCUCCUCCUUCGCAAAAGCGGCCACCACUUCUCCACCAGCGCCGAGAAAGAGAUCGUCCGCGUUAUCAAGGAAAAGACGUGCUAUGUCGCGUUCAACCCGGUCAAGGAAGAAAAGGACUCGAUCGGCAAACACGAGACAUUCGUACUGCCUGACGGCCUCACCAUCAAAAUCGCACGGGAACGCUUCCGCGCACCUGAAAUCCUGUUUCAGCCCGACCUCAUUGGUCAUGAAUACCCCGGAGUUCACCAACUCGUCGUGGACGCCAUCAACAAAGCCGACAUGGACCUGCGGAAAUCGCUGUAUGGUAAUAUCGUGCUGAGCGGCGGAGGGACACUGACGAAAGGGUUUGGUGACCGGCUCCUAUCCGAAGUCAAACGGCUGGCGUUGAAGGAUUUGAAGAUACGCAUCCUUGCGCCGCCAGAACGGCGGUGGAGUACGUGGAUUGGCGGGAGUAUUCUGGCUGGGCUGAGUACGUUCAAGAAGAUGUGGGUGAGCGCGGAAGAGUACCAAGACGACCCCGACAUCAUACAUAAGAAGUUCAUGAGCUGAGCGAGAGGGCUGAACACCGUCUUUCCCGAAUACACCGAGGUUUCCGCCCCAACGUUUACGAGACGCAGGCGGGACACAAUUGUAGGGCUUACGAUGGGUCUUCCCCUCUGUGGCUGAACCAUUACUGCGUACUGAUGGGCUAUUGCUGUACCUGGGUCUCUGUGUACAUAUGGUAGAUACCUACAUUUAUUGAUACGUACUUAUCUUAUCCUUCGCUUCGUCUAUGGCCUGUCGCAAUUGUGGGUCUCCAACGAAAGGUCC
Messenger RNA from Fimicolochytrium jonesii, 1629 nucleotides. Its product is annotated as actin-like protein. NCBI's taxonomy places the organism in Eukaryota, Fungi, Chytridiomycota, Chytridiomycetes, Spizellomycetales, Powellomycetaceae. The transcript has 6 exons. The coding region runs from base 238 to 1368 and encodes 376 amino acids. The record is from RefSeq and is a predicted model, not a curated record.